Molecule: messenger RNA, 1577 nt
Organism: Chelmon rostratus (copperband butterflyfish)
Lineage: Eukaryota; Metazoa; Chordata; Actinopteri; Chaetodontiformes; Chaetodontidae
Gene: pdlim1
Product: PDZ and LIM domain 1 (elfin)
Exons: 7
Coding region: 125-1075 (316 amino acids)
Biological process (GO): muscle structure development; heart development; actin cytoskeleton organization
Cellular component (GO): adherens junction; Z disc; stress fiber
Molecular function (GO): actin binding; muscle alpha-actinin binding
Source: RefSeq, a predicted model, not a curated record
UGCCGAAGCGUCUGACCACCGAUCACUGCACAUGUCAGUCGGCAGUAGGAAGUGAGCUGGUGGACUGAGACAGAUCUUUGAACACAUUUAACAGUUGAUUCUGUUUAAAAACAACUUUGACGGUAUGCCUCUGCGGGUAGUGGUGCAGGGUCCUGGACCCUGGGGAUUCAGGCUGGUUGGGGGAAAGGACUUCGAGCAGCCACUGACUAUUUCCCGGGUCACCCCUGGCAGUAAAGCUGCCCAGGCCAACCUGUGUAUGGGAGACAUGAUCCUGGCUAUCGACGGAGAGCCGACAGAGAACAUGACUCACUUGGAAGCGCAGAACAAAAUCAAGGGAUGCUUAGAGGAGAUGGUGCUCUCCAUAGACAGGUCAGAAGCUAAAAUGUGGUCACCGCUUUCAUCUGAGGAAGGAAGGACACAUCCAUACAAGAUGAAUCUUGCAUCAGAGCCGAGGGAGGUGAAACACAUUGGCUCCACCCACAACAGGAGUGCUCUGCCGUUCACCAGCUUCGGCUCCAAGGUCGUGACCAACCAGUACAACAGCCCCUCUGGUCUCUACUCUUCAGAGAACAUCCAGGACUUCAACUCAGCUGUGGCUACAGCUAAUGAGCCCAGCCGCAAAGCUCCCUCAGAUCCGUCGCCGGCAGGCAAGCGGCCGCCUGUAACUGCAGAUUCGGAGGUUUACAAGAUGCUGCAGGAGAACCAAGAGUCUGAUGAGCCUCCUCGACAGUCUGCUUCUUUCAAGGUGCUUCAGGAGAUUCUUGAGACGGGUGACUCUGAUAAACCGUCAGGGUUCAGGAGUGUGAAAGCACCCUCAACAAAGAUUGGAUCAUCUGUGGGGAACACAGACAAGUUACCAUCAUGUGACAAAUGCGGAUCUGGGAUUGUGGGGAUGGUGGUAAAGCUGAGAGACAAGUUCCGUCACCCCGAGUGCUACACCUGUACAGACUGCGACAUCAACCUAAAACAGAAGGGACAUUUCUUUGUGGAGGACCAGAUUUAUUGUGAGAAGCACGCGCGCGAGCGAAUGACCCCUCCUGAGGGCUACGACGUGGUCACCGUCUUCCCCAAGUAGAGCGCUCACUGGGCUCAGCCUUGGACUGCACGCCACGCCACGCCAGGACAGGACACCAUGACAUAAUCCAAGACAGCGCAACACGUAGCUCACGCUGCUCCCAGAGCUAUAAAAUGUUCUCUCACAUUCUGCUUCAGUAUGGUCACUGGUGAGCAGGACUGUAAAGAACCACAUCUUUGAAAGUGUCGAUUUGCACAAUAACUUUGGCAUCUACGAAAGGAGAAUCGAUGAAUUCUUUGAGAUAAUGGCAUUCAGUUUUUUCCCCUCCCUAAAAAAAAUGUUUUUCCAUUUGAAUGACAGCCACUGUUUUAUGUAAUAUUUGUAUUUGUAAGUGUAAGUGUUCAUUAUUUUGAAUCAUGGAAACAAUGGAAAGCCAGACUACUUUUCACAACAGGAGACGUAUUUUCUACAGUUUUAUUAAAUAAAUAGACCUACUUUUAUGCAGCAAAAAUAACUCAAACAACACAUUUGAAUAUCCUUACCAAAUAAAUAUUUUAGCUUA